GUCACAUGAUGUCCAAAGGUUACAAAAUACAUCAUGGCGGCUAUGUGGAAGAUCGGAGCCGGUGUCUGGAAUUCGCAAGCCAAUUUGAAUGGUUUGCGAUGUAUCAGUACCUCAGUUGCUCAGUAUGCUCCAGCCAACUCCAAAAAGAAGACCGUAGGUGGAAACCAAGGCAGGAACAUAGUCCUUGUGGAAGGUGUGAGGACUCCAUUUCUCAUGUCCAUGACAUCCUAUCAGAACCUGAUGCCACAUGAUUUGGCUAGAGCGGCUUUAUCUGGGCUUAUCAGGAAGACAAACAUGGACAAAAGUAUUGUUGAUUACAUUUUGUACGGAACUGUCAUUCAGGAAGUGAAGACCAGCAAUGUUGCAAGAGAAGCCGCCCUUGGAGCUGGAUUCCCCGAUACAAUCCCUGCCCACACAGUCACACAAGCGUGCAUCUCCUCAAACCAAGCCAUCACUACUGGUAUGGGGUUGAUUGCAUCAGGAUCAUGUGAUGCUGUAGUAGCUGGCGGAGUGGAGUUUAUGUCAGAUGUGCCAAUUAGACACAGUCGUAAAAUGAGGAAAUUGAUGUUACAACUGAACAAGUCUAAGAAUAAGGCUGGCAUCAUUAUGAAAAUGUUGUCACCAUCUGCUCUCACACCUGAGUUACCCGCUGUUGCUGAGUUUUCUACCAAUGAGACGAUGGGUCACUCUGCAGACCGAUUAUGUGCAGCUUUUCAAAUAAGCCGACGAGAACAAGAUGAGUUUGCUCUGAGAUCCCAUACAAUGGCACAUGAGGCAUCAGAGAAGGGACUUCUUUCUGACGUCCUCAGCUACAAAGUACCAGGCGUGGCAGAACCAGUCACCAAAGACAAUGGCAUCAGGCCAUCAUCUAUGGAGAAGCUUUCAAGUCUGAAACCAGCUUUCAUCAAGCCACAUGGCACUAUCACUGCAGCAAAUGCAUCAUUUCUGACUGACGGAGCAUCAGCAUGUCUAAUUAUGGAAGAAGGAAAAGCCUUGGCCCUUGGCUUUAAACCCAAAGCCUAUUUGAGGGACUACUUGUAUGUUUCUCAGGAUCCCAAGGACCAGUUACUGCUCGGACCAGCAUAUGCAACACCUAAAAUUCUUGAGAAGGCUGGACUCUCAAUGUCAGACAUCAGCGUUUUUGAAUACCAUGAAGCUUUUGCUGGCCAGAUCCUGGCAAACUUGAAAGCCUUAGACUCGGAUUGGUUUGCAAAGAAUCAUAUGGGAAGAAGUGGAAAGUUUGGGGCCAUCCCCAUGGAUAAGUUUAACCUUUGGGGCGGCUCACUGUCACUUGGACAUCCAUUUGGCGCCACAGGAGUCCGAUUGGUAACGACUGCAGCUCAUCGCCUUGCCAAGGAAGAUGGACAAUUUGGACUUGUGGCAGCAUGUGCAGCUGGAGGCAUUGGCCAUGCUAUGCUUGUGGAGAGAUACCCGUCAACGUGAUGGGAAUCAAGUCAGAUCUGUCCGAGUAAAUGAAAUCAUCUGGAGUGAUUUUCCUUUCAACAUCAUACAAGACAUGCACAGAAUGAAGUGUCAGAAAGGAUUAUUGAAGCCGUUUGAAGUGCUCAUAACUCUAUUGAAUUGAAGAAAUAAAUUAAAUUAAUAUGGUGCAUUGGAUGUACCAAUGGAAUUGACUUGUUGUGAUGGUGUGGAGGAUUGGAGGCUGCGAACAAAAUCAGUCAUGAAUAGGGACAAUAAUUGCUACGCUUUGUUUCACUCGGUAAUAUGAUUACAUAUGUGGAACUCGUGUUUAAAUCUCAUUUUUCAUUUGAACUGUGAUACAUCACAUUUGUAUAUAAUUAUUUAUAUUAAAAUUGUGAAUAUGAGCAAA
Molecule: messenger RNA, 1831 nt
Organism: Pecten maximus
Lineage: Eukaryota; Metazoa; Mollusca; Bivalvia; Pectinida; Pectinidae
Product: trifunctional enzyme subunit beta, mitochondrial-like
Exons: 14
Coding region: 34-1443 (469 amino acids)
Biological process (GO): fatty acid beta-oxidation
Molecular function (GO): acyltransferase activity, transferring groups other than amino-acyl groups
Source: RefSeq, a predicted model, not a curated record